Anoplopoma fimbria (sablefish) is the source of this 2406-nucleotide messenger RNA. RefSeq names its product noelin-like. The coding region runs from base 117 to 1478 and encodes 453 amino acids. Lineage: Eukaryota; Metazoa; Chordata; Actinopteri; Perciformes; Anoplopomatidae. The record is from RefSeq and is a predicted model, not a curated record. Gene Ontology annotation, biological process: signal transduction. The transcript is spliced from 6 exons.
GAGAGAAGAAGAGAGACAGAUACACACCAGGUUAACAGAUAAGAAGGUUACCAGAUAACCAGGUUAACAGAUAACCAGCUAACCAGAUAAGGAGGUCAGUAAGGAAGAAAACACAGAUGGAGUCUGAAGAGAAUCUGCUCAACGUUUUUCUGCUGCUGCUGAUCGGCUCACACUUCACUGUGGUGGGUCCUUCUGCCCCAGAGGAGGGCUGGCAGGUGUACAGUUCAGCUCAGGACUCUGAAGGUCGAUGUGUUUGUACAGUGGUCGCUCCCCAGCAGACGGUCUGUUCCAGAGAUGCCAGAACCAAACAGCUCAGACAGCUGUUAGAGAAGGUCCAGAAUAUGAGUCAGUCCAUCGAGGUCCUGGACCAACGGACUCAGAGAGAUCUGCAGUUUUUGGAGAAAAUGGAAGUUCAGCUGAAAGGUCUGGAAAACAAAUUCAAACAGGUGGAAGACGGACAUGAGAGCAACAUCGCCAGACAGUACAAGUCCAUCAAAGCAAAGAUGGAAGAAUUACGUCCUCUGAUCCUGGUCCUGGAGGCCUACAAGGAAGACGCUCUGCUGGUCCGACAGUUUAAGGAGGAGGUGGUCAAUGUGACAGAGCUGCUGGGAUCACUUCAGGAACAACUAGGAGGUCUGGACUACCAGGAACUCCACAGUCGAGUGAUGGACCUGGAGGACCGGCUUAGGGCCUGCAUGCAGAGACUGGCCUGUGGGAAGCUGACAGGGAUCUCUGAGCCAAUCACCAUCAAGACGUCUGGAUCGAGGUUUGGAUCGUGGAUGACCGACCCGCUCGCUCCGGCUGGAGACAGCAGAGUAUGGUACAUGGAUGGUUACCAUAACAACCGCUUUGUUAGGGAGUAUCCGUCGAUGAGUGACUUCAUGGCGACAGAUAACUUCACCUCUCAUCGCCUGCCUCACCCCUGGUCUGGUACUGGUCAGGUGGUUUAUAACGGAUCCAUUUACUUCAACAAGUUUCAGAGUCACACGAUCAUCAAGUUUGAUUUCAGCACGUCGCUCAUCAGCCGCUCCCGGCAACUGGACUUUGCUGGCUACAACAACAUGUACCAUUACUCCUGGGGGGGGCACUCAGACAUCGACCUCAUGGUGGAUGAAGGAGGGCUCUGGGCCGUCUACGCCACGAAUCAGAAUGCUGGAAACAUCGUCCUCAGCCAGUUAAACCCAAACACUCUGCAGAUCAUCCGCAGCUGGACAACCAACCACCCGAAACGCAGCGCCGGUGAGGCGUUCAUGAUAUGUGGAACCCUGUACGUUACCAACGGGUACUCGGGUGGAACAAAAGUGUACUACGCCUACUCCACCAACUCCUCCACCUACGAGUACAUCGACAUUCCUCUGACCAACAAAUACAGCCACCUGUCAAUGCUGGACUACAACCCCCGAGACAGAGCGCUGUAUGCCUGGAACAAUGGCCACCAAGUCCUUUAUAAUGUGACUCUCUACCACAUUAUUCAGUAACACUUUCUAUAGGUAGAUGAAGAUCACAGUAUAAAGACAUGCUUUAUAGAAAUCCUCAUGGGCUCUUGUACAGAAUCAGAGGAGAAGUUAGUUUUCAUGUUUAUAUCUGUGUCCCCAGGACAGAGAGAGUUAUAUUAGCCUAGCUUAGCACAAAGACUAGAAGCAGGGGGAAGCUGUUUGGUUAGACACAUGCAAAGAAAAUCCACUUUUAAUGGAAAUCAGGUCUGAUUGUUAAACAUGUUGCAUGUUGUUAGAGAACCAGCAAGCAGCCCAUCCUGUAAUCAGAUGGUUUAUUUUACUGUUCAGAUAAAAAAAGUUCAAAGCAACAACUCAGAGCUCAGGACAUUUGGGAUAUUGUUAACCAAUAGUAGUUUAAAACCACAAAGUCUCGAUUUGAUAUUUAAAUUUUACACCUGUAAAAUGUAACAACAUGGAAAUCAGACAGCCUCAGAUUUGCUUUUGAUGGAGCUGGGCUUGUAGUUUCCCUUUGCUUCCAGUCUUUGUGCUAAGCUAUGAAAAACAUGUGCAGGACCUGUGUCCUUACUGGAGCGUCUCCAAAGUGUUGGACUGUUAACUUAGAUCUUAGAUUUUAGUUAUUUCAUUAAAUGAACAAAGUUAAUUCUGUUUUUUUUUGGUUAAUGACCAACGUAUUUGACACAAAAGUUUUUGAAAAGUAUAAAACACUGAAACAAUCACAAAGAAAUGAGAAAUGUUUUUUCACAAUAACAGACACUGAAAUGUUGAAAUAAUUUCAUGGUGGAUACUGAAGAUGAGACUUUAUUUCUAUUGGUCCCAUUUCCUGACUUUAUGAAAUAAGACCUACUGUUCUUACUCUGAGGUAAUAAUAAUUAUGAUACUAAUGUCUUUUCUUACUAUUGUAAAUUAUACAGCGAUAAAAAAACAUUUAGUAGUCUGUCUUUUCCAAUAA